GGAGUCGGGCUGGGAUUUUCUGACGCCGUAUGUUUUUCUUAAAAAUAUCUGUUUUUCAUACAUUGUUGGGGUCCGUCAACCGUGCGCGAUCGGCGCCGUAAGCGGCAGUGGAAAUGAUGAACUCCAGUGUCGACCUGUCCCGGAGGAAUCCGCAGGAGGAUUUCGAGCUGAUCCAGAGGAUAGGAAGCGGCACUUAUGGGGAUGUGUACAAGGCUCGUAAUGUAAACACAGGGGAGCUGGCUGCUAUCAAAGUCAUCAAACUGGAACCGGGUGAGGACUUUGCUGUUGUCCAGCAGGAGAUUAUAAUGAUGAAGGACUGUAAACACUCCAACAUUGUGGCCUAUUUUGGCAGUUAUCUCCGGAGAGAUAAGCUAUGGAUCAGUAUGGAGUACUGUGGGGGAGGCUCUCUGCAGGAUAUCUAUCACUUAACCGGGCCUUUGUCAGAGUCACAGAUAGCCUACAUGUCACGGGAGACCCUGCAGGGUUUGUACUAUCUACAUAAUAAAGGCAAAAUGCACAGAGACAUCAAGGGAGCCAACAUCCUCCUGACAGACAAUGGCUAUGUGAAACUAGCCGACUUUGGGGUGUCAGCCCAGAUCACAGCAACUCUAGCCAAGAGGAAGUCAUUCAUUGGAACUCCUUACUGGAUGGCUCCAGAGGUAGCAGCAGUGGAGAGGAAAGGAGGUUAUAACCAGCUGUGUGAUAUCUGGGCUGUGGGCAUUACUGCAAUAGAGCUGGCUGAACUGCAGCCACCUAUGUUUGACCUGCACCCCAUGAGGGCUCUGUUCUUAAUGACUAAGAGUAAUUUCCAGCCUCCUAAGUUGAAAGAUAAGAUUAAAUGGACAAACAACUUUCACCAUUUUGUCAAACUAGCUCUGACCAAGAACCCAAAGAAGAGGCCCACAGCUGAGAAGCUGCUGCAGCACCCCUUUGUGUCCCAGCCUCUCAGCAGGACGCUGGCAAUAGAGCUGCUGGACAAAGCCAAUAACCCUGACCACAGCACCUUCAACGACUUUGAUGACGACGACCCCGAACCAGAGUCUCCGGUCUCUGUUCCUCACCGCAUUCGUUCCACCAGCAGGAGCACCAGGGAAGGAAAGACGUUGUCAGAGAUUAACUUUGGUCAGGUGAAGUUUGAUCCUCCAUUGAGAAAGGAGACAGAACCCCAUCAUGAACCGCGUGAAUCUGAGCCCUAUCUGGACUGUGUUGAGGAGCUCUACUAUACCGCGAGAUCUAAUCUGGACUUGCAGUUGGAGUAUGGGCAUGAUUCACCAAGUCUACUGGGAGGAAACAAGAGUCUUCUCAAAUCUGUGGAGGAGGAGCUACAUCAAAGGGGCCAUGUGGCACACUUAGGGGAUGAUGAGGAUGAGGAUGAUGAUGGUGCAGAUGAUGAUGAAACUCACACUCAUAAAUCGAGCACUAUCAUGAGACCAAAGGUCCCACCCCCCCUUCCUCCCAAGCCCAAGUCCAUCUGCUCGUCACAGCCGCAGCAACAGCUAAAACAUGAUGAUAGCCAAUCACACAGCGAGGACGACGGCGGAGGGGGAGGGACCAUCAAACGCUGUCCAGUACCAGAGACGCAGAGCCCCGCCAAGCCCGCCUCCAACGUCCCCCCGCGGCCCCCGCCCCCGAAGCUGCCGCCCCACCGCCGCAGCAGCCUAGGUAACGAGAGCUUGAAGUGCACGGACGUCGAAAACUCUGCCCCAGAGGAUGAUGGGAGCUUUAGACAUUUCUGGGAGUGGCUCCACACGCCUCACACAGAGGAGGAGCUGGAGGAGGCGUGGGAGGUGCUGAAGGAGGUGAAAGAGGAGCAGGAAAAAGAGGAGGAAGAGAGCAAUGGGCUGAACUCUUCACACAAUGGAGAGAGGGACAGUCCAGCAGAGAGACAGUCCACCAUGCCACCUAGUGUCCCCAUACGGAAAGACAAGAAGGACGUGCCGAAGCCUAUCAGCAAUGGCCUCCCACCUACACCCAAAGUCCAUAUGGGUGCAUGUUUCUCCAAGGUGUUCAACGGCUGCCCUCUGAAGAUCCACUGUGCCACUUCCUGGAUCAACCCUGACACCAGAGACCAGUAUUUGAUAUUUGGAGCUGAAGAGGGGAUUUACACACUAAACCUUAAUGAGCUGCAUGAGACAUCAAUGGAGCAGCUCUUCCCUCGACGCUGCACCUGGCUGUAUGUCAUGAACAAUUGUCUUCUUUCCAUAUCUGGAAAAGCCUCCCAGCUGUACUCUCAUAAUCUGAGUGGUCUGUUCGAACAGGCCAGACAGUUACAGAAGUUACCAGUAGCCAUUCCCACACACAAACUGCCUGAUAAGAUGAUUCCCAGGAAGUUUGCUGUGUCCAAUAAAAUUCCAGACACUAAAGGGUGCCAAAAGUGCUGCGUAGUGCGCAACCCGUACACAGGCCAUAAGUACCUAUGUGGAGCCUUUCAGUCCAGUGUCAUGCUGUUGGAGUGGGUGGAGUCCAUGCAGAAGUUCAUGCUCAUCAAAAACAUCGACUUCCCGUUGCCAUGUCCAUUGGAGGUCUUUGAGAUGUUGGUGGUCCCGGAGCAGACUUACCCUCUGAUCUGUGUGGCGGUCAGUAAAGGAACCGAGCUCAACCAGGUGGUCAGGUUCGGCACCGUCAACCCCAAUUCUACCUCCUCCUGGUUCACAGAAGCAGACACACCACAAACGUGUGUGAUCCACGUCACGCAGCUAGAGAGAGAUACUAUCCUAGUCUGCCUCGACAGGUGUAUAAAGAUAGUGAACCUCCAAGGCAGAUUGAAAUCCAGCAGGAAGUUGUCAGCUGAGCUCACCUUCAACUUCCAGAUCGAAUCCAUAGUUUGUCUCCAAGACAGCGUGCUGGCUUUCUGGAGGCACGGCAUGCAGGGAAGGAGUUUCAAGACCAACGAAAUCACCCAGGAGAUCUCUGACAAUACACGCAUCUUCAGACUACUGGGAUCGGACAGAAAUGCUGACUCUAGAGAUCCAAACGACAGAGACCUCGCUAUGCCCAGGUACACUCGCUGGCCACAACCGGCCCAAAACUCUACCUCUUUCUAUCGGGAAUCUGCACCUCUAUUUAUUGAUCGGGAACAUCAAGGCUGUUUGAGAGGAAGAGAGAGUGUGUGUCUGAGGAAAUAUACCAACAUCUUUUAAGAUUUUACCUGUUGAGUAAUGAGAGCAUAAACACCAAUAUUAUCUGUAUGAGUAAUUUCUGUGCAUUUUUUGUCUGGUAUUGGCAAAACUUGCACAGAAUCUAAUAGUUUUGAGCUGCUCAGGAACUACUUUGGUAUAGACUGGAUCAUUUUGGUUUCUGCCUUCUUAUUACUCAACAGUGUAAUCUCGCUGAUUUAUGAUGUGUGAAUGUGUGAGCCUUUGAAACAAAAUUAACAGCUUUCUCACAUUUUUCCUCAGGGAGUAUACUUUGUGAAGGGCUUAGUGUCAUCUCCCUCUGCUGCCUUUUUUCAAUAUACAAAUAACAGGGCUUUUAUAGGCUUUGACCAUAUCCUGUGUGGGUUGCUGGCUGUCUAUACAAAAUGCUCCAAUAUAUCCUGAGUCUUUACUAUGUCUCCAUUCUAUUGAUUGCUCAGAUUUGUAUUUAUUUUAUCAGGGGAAAAAACUAAUGCUAACUGCUGAAGAAGGCUGGGCUGUUCAUUUUUCUGGGAUUUACAAGCAAAAUUAAGACUGAUUGAAUGUUUUGCUUCCUUUCCUUGAAACUAAACAUGAUGGUGUGUGUGUGUGUGUGUACCUGUGUGUGUGUGUGUACCUGUGUGUGUGUGUGUGUGUUUUGCCUGUGUGUGUGUGUUUGUAUUACAGGGUGGUGGUGCUGGAGAGUCGGCCUACAGACAACCCAACAGCCCACAGCAACCUCUACAUCCUGGCAGGCCAUGAAAACAGCUACUGAGACACACACACGUACACACACAAGUGAACACACUCUCUAAACAGCCUACCACUAAUGCAAAUGAGGGAGUGAGCAACCCGGGAGACACACUCACCCCCCUCCCCACAACCAUACCGCUUACCCACCCAAACCUCCACCUUCUCACCCGGGCCUGUCUGCAAGUGUGACUGGGAGACAAGCAGUUUUGUGGGUGCAGAUGUGGAUUUCCAGUUUAUUGAAAAUGUGCCGCAGUGUUACAUGUGUGUUAGUUAAGUGUGUUGUAGAACGGCAGAGGGUUGUUGACCAGUUUCUGACAAGGCGAGGGCUUAAAAGAAAAGCUGGUCCGAGACUAAGAUUCUGCUCCUAAUGGUUGAAUUUGGGUAGAAAUAGUCUGAAAGUCUGAUCUCUUCUCUGCACUGUUAAAGAGCGACUUCAACCUAGAAUCCUUCUUGAUACCACCCACCUUCCCCCUGCAUAAUGCAUACUGGGAAAAAUCGCAUCCAGCACAGAAGUUUGACUUCAACACUACUUCUACUACUAGUUCUACACAUACUACUACUACUACUGCUACUGCUACUAGCGCUAGAGCUUCACAGAAGAGCCAUCUUGCACAGAAAACCUUCCCUCCUCUUGUUCUUUGUUCUUUCAUCUGUCUCCUCCUUCCUUUCCUUCCUUUUUUAAAAACAAAAAACAAAAAAAAACUACACCUUUAUUUAUUGUGGCAUGAUGUAACUUUAACAACCAGGAUGGCUUUCCUGUUUUACGUGUUUUAAGAAAAAAAAUAAGAAAAAAAAGGAUAAAAAGAGAAAACAGACUAAAAAGCUUCGCCACCUCUGCUAGCAUCGAAUUCUGAUACCCCGUCACCACACCACACAAGUGCUUAAUUGACCUCUAUUUAAUUGUUGUAAAUAUAAAUGUAGUAUUUUUUUGACAGAGACGAACACUAAAAAGACUGGUCGUGUAGAUAGGUGUGUGUAGAGUUGCUCUGUACAACUGUGGAGACGAACAGAGACAGACGGGCAUGGUGAAGUGAAGGGAGGGGGGUGGGGUUAGGGGCAUAAAUUCACUUACUAGUUCUCUGAUCAUGUGACAAGGAAAGGUCAGGAAGCAAAGACCCAGGCAGUCUCCUCAGGUGGACAGCUUUAGUAAUCCGAUAUAAACCUAAUAACGAUCCGGAGCUCAGGAUUGGACUGAGUAAACACAGGAAGCAGCACUGAUUGGUCAUUUUCCAUCUGCAUGCAUCACCAUCGUAACUUCCUGCUCGUUUGCACCGUAGAAACUGUCGUCAGGGCAGCGGACGUUAUGAGUUCCUUUUGAGUUUGUUUUUCCUGUUUUGAAAUCAUCCUUUUUUAUUAUUUUUAAUGCUGUCCUAAUCAAAAGGCGUUUUUUUUGGUUUUAUCCUUUUUUUUUUAUUGAACCACUGAUGUUAAUAAUUUGCACAGAGAAAGAGGUAUUUGAUAAAUAAAUGUGAUGUCAUUAUAAUAUAUGACCUUGUGUGUAUGCACAGUGUGUGUGUGUAUGUAUGUGUGUGUAGAUGUAGAAUAUGCGCAUACGAGUGCAUCGUGUACAGAUCUGGCCUUUAACAAGUGACGGUAGUGACUGUUUGAGGCUUCUUGAAACGGACGCCAACAGAUAUUAAAAAAACAAGCUGAAUUUACACAGGAAAAAAAAUCAUUUAAAUUUAUCCGAUACAUCUGAUAUAUAUAAAUCAUGAGACAUAAUUUACUUACUUGCUUACUUAUUCCACAAUGAUUGAUCUGACACCAUUUGAAUAGAAAACACCUCCCAUCUUACACUCUAAAAGUGAUAAAACAAUUUAAGAAUUAUUUUUUAAAAUUCUGCUUAAAAAAUAUCUAUCCAGAUAGGAGGUGGUCACAUGUUUGAUUGAUUCCAUUUCUAGAAGAAGCUCAAACAAGCCGCUGUGUAAGAAACUAUCUACUACUGUACUGGGUAUUCAACUUUAAACACAGUCAUAAAAACACAGUAAUAGAUAUUAAUUUAGCUCAAAAUAUAGACAGAAAACUUAACUAUCAUGUAUCAACUUUCUCUGAAAGAACUAUGAAAGAAACUAAUUUAGCAACAAAUGCUAGUCAGACUGAAGCUAGCUGAAGCGGGACAUAUCCUUAGCUCGUUUUACAGAUUUUUAUUUCUGUGUAAAAGUUUUCAGUUUGGACUUCAGCCUCCAUUUCUGUGACUUUUUAAAGGCCGGCGUCUGUAUGAGAGAUCACACUACAUGUAUGUAGAUGUACACUGUGUGGUGCAUAGAGAGUCUACAUGUGGCAGUACACUACCAGCCUUUACAAGCUGUGACACAGGUUGCUUCGGAGGACGUGAACACUAGUUUUUAGCCGAACCCAAAUGAAAUGCUAUCGCUAACGCUGAAAUCUUACAGAGCUGAAACGUUUGGGUUUGAGUUUUCAAGAGGCCCAUUUUCUCAUUCAUUUUCUCUACAGAUAUCGACUUAUAAUCUUAUAACAGAAACAACCAGCUUUGAGAUUUAUAAUAAAGAAAAUACAGAAUAUAUCCAGUAGAAACAAAAGCAAAAUAUUGCAAAGUUACUGAACUUCUAUACAUAUGCAGCAUUUAGUGACUUCACCAGAUCAAUUAGUGACCCUCGAUAUCAUUAAUAUAAUAUACUCUUGAUAUAGAAGUGACUACUAUUAUGGCAACAGUGAUAUCUCUGGUUAAAGGAAGCUAAAUAUCAUGAGAGGUGCAGUGCACAACCUGAUUUCUGAUGAUACACACCCUAAAAAUACUUCUGCUGCCAUCUGAUGAUUUACUGUUACUGUUUUUACGUCUCACUAUAUCCAUUCAAACUCUAACAGUGAUGCAACACUACACCAUGAAGCAGUGUUACACAAAAACAAGAUGAAAAUUUUAAUAUAUAGUCAACAAAGCUAUCAUCCAUUUAAUAAGCAGGAUCGAGUACAGUAUUGUCUUGGUAGGGUUAGCAAUAGACUAAAUGAGAAAAUUGUUAAUGGAUUGCAAUAUUUCAGCUCAGUAUGGACUCAUCACUGAAUAUUAUAAAGUUGGUUGUAAAUGGUACACGAGACCAUGCAACUGGACUGAUAAUUUAAAAAAAGAUUUUCCCCUGUUCCUCUUUGACCUCGUAGUACCUUUGUGUACAGUGGAAUUUCAAUUAUUUUUAUUUCCCAGGAAGCCGAUUAUGUCACAAUCUCAAACAAAAAUUUCGCUAGCAUGGCGGUAUGUCCCUCCUCCAGACUUUAAUGAAAUUAAUCACACCAAUGUCCCUAAAUGCUAUUUCACUCCAUAGUGAAGUGACUAAUACAAGCACAGUCUAUUUAAGUGCAGAGAGCGUGUAUUCACUGUGAGAAAACUACUUAUACUUGUGUAAAAUGCCCAUAUGAUUGUUGUUUUGCACCAGGAAACAUAUGUCAAGAGAUUUGAAUCCUGUAAGACAUUUAGACAGCAUAUUGAAUUUCCAUCUAGUGAGUUGGGAGCUAAAAAACGGCCUUUCUCUUUAAUGACCUUCACAGGACUCCAGUAGCUGUCUGUAAUUUACCCACAAAUGUCUAAAAAGCUCAACUGUACUGGCAGCAGCUGGGGUUGAUCUGCUUUCAGGUCAAGAUAUUAGCUCAAAGCUGCAAUUCUGAGCAUAUUUUCAAAAACUGGCGUAACAACCAAACAUGGAAAUAGUUUGGUAUUGCUUUGAAUUGCCUUGAAAGUGAAAAAAUACCUUAACUUUGCUAAAACAUGUGCUCCUAGCCAACACCCAUAAUUACAGACUGUCCAAACUUUCUGAGCAGCAACCACGUCGUAUUCACACGAUCAGGUUAUUGAACAAACUUAUUUUCUUAUAAAUUUGUCUAAGUCAGUGUCAACAAGAAAUAAGCCAAGCCUAUUACAUAGUCUCUUAUUUACGUUGUCAGACAUUAAGAUGAACACUUUAAUGUUCGGUCGGUCAAAUCGUUGUGAAAAAUGUAUCACACAUUCCUUUACGUUAGGGCUUGGUGGAUGUCAAAGAACAUAUAUUUUUUACGGAUUAUACAUUUUUUAAUGUAAUGCCAAAAUAUGCCGUUGAAAUUUUUUUAUGGCCAAAUUUAGAUUGAGUCAAGUCGAGUGAGUCUACCUCAUGGUAUGUCCUAGAUGUGGAGGAAAAAAAAGGAAUUUGUCUGAUUUGGAAGAACAGCCCGUAACAGUGUAUAAGGUUAGUAAGUAUCAUUGAAAACAUGUCUGUGUCCUCUCCGUUAACACAAAAUUGCUCAAACAUCACACGAAGACAAAGUGAAUGAGAUAUUCCACUGAAAAUGAAAAAAAAGGUUUUAUAUUUAGGUUUUUAGUGUCUUUUUUUUUGUUGUUUCCUAAAAGCACCCCUUUGCUUUACAUUUAUUUUGAGCCCAAGAAAGCUCUUCAUGCAGAUAUGUGUUUAUUUUGUUUAAAACAGUCGAUACAAGCAGUCCUAAAAUCUCACUUUUUCUUUUUUCUAUCGGGUUCAUCAUUUUAGAUCAUUUAAUUUGGGGGAAACUGUCCAUUUUGCAGAAUAAAAUGAAGCAUUUGGGGGUUGAAUUAUGCUCUUUUGACUCCUAAAGCAGGUGCCAACAUGGCCUUCCAUUGUGGGUUUGCUGUAAUGUUAAGAAAUCUGUGUUUUAUAACCUCAACUAGCCCUGGGUCAAAUCACGUGUGGAAAUAAUUCAUAAGUGUUGUUUUAAGAUGCUGUGGAUACGAUAAGUUUCUGCAGUUGCAUUAAACAAGACUAAAUUGAGCAACAGAUAAUUUGCCAUGCAUUACCAACGUACUCUCUCUGACUGUCCACUCAGUAAAGCUCACCUGUGUGGUGCUUCAAGCAGAUUAAUGUAAAAAUCAGCUGAAUUAUUUGCCGAAGCGGUUUGAUCCAGGUCUCCUCCCGAUCCCAUACAAAACACAAUAAGUCUGCUCUGUUCUGUCGCUAUUACAUCACCAUUGUCUUUUGUUUUUUUCGUUGUUUUUUUUUCAUAAUGCAAUGCACACGUUAUGAAAUGUAUAUAGUGUAAAAUAAAAAUGGGUUUGUUUUACAUACUGUAUAAUUGCCUAUAUUUUGUUUCAGAAGUGUAACAGAUUUAUGAGAUGAAAGGUUAACACAUUAAAAAGAAGGA
This is a messenger RNA of Scomber scombrus (Atlantic mackerel), 8960 nucleotides long. RefSeq names its product mitogen-activated protein kinase kinase kinase kinase 3-like. NCBI's taxonomy places the organism in Eukaryota, Metazoa, Chordata, Actinopteri, Scombriformes, Scombridae. Gene Ontology annotation, biological process: protein phosphorylation. Bases 114 to 3140 code for a protein of 1008 amino acids. The transcript has 34 exons. Gene Ontology annotation, molecular function: ATP binding; MAP kinase kinase kinase kinase activity. The record is from RefSeq and is a predicted model, not a curated record.